Messenger RNA from Lingula anatina, 13270 nucleotides. Its product is annotated as dynein axonemal heavy chain 6. Gene Ontology annotation, molecular function: ATP binding; minus-end-directed microtubule motor activity; dynein intermediate chain binding. The record is from RefSeq and is a predicted model, not a curated record. Gene Ontology annotation, cellular component: dynein complex. Lineage: Eukaryota; Metazoa; Brachiopoda; Lingulata; Lingulida; Lingulidae. Gene Ontology annotation, biological process: microtubule-based movement.
CCAAUAUGGCGGACGUCACAAUUUUUGUCAAGUUCUUAAAAAUGUGAAAUAGAAAUUUAGAAAUAAAAAAUGGAUACACCAAAUGCUGCAUUUAGCCCCAGAAUGAAUGGCCAAAUGAAUGGCCAAGUUAAUGGCCACAGUGGACAGUUAAAUGGCCAAAGAGCAAAUGGGGCGCUACCGAGUGUGGAUCAAGAAAAACUGAAGGCAAGACUGUACUCAUUUGCACCAAAACAAGCACCUAUCAAUACAAGGGCUCUGAGAUUCAACAGGCCUACAAAUGCCCAGUUAAGGAAAGAAAACACACCUGUUGCUGCAAAGUUGGAACCUUUGCCUAGUCUUCAAAAAUAUCAAAUGGUGAAUCAGCCAGAAUUUAUCCAUAUGAAGGCUAAGGAAAAGAUGGAAGCUCAAGGGUUUUUCAAAAAAGAAGAACCACAGGCCAAGAAAAUGAAACGUGCCAGUUCAGUGGAACCAAUGGAUAGGCCAGCUUCAGCAUCACCACUGCCAGAACUACCAGAGGAGUUCAAACAGAAACAGGAGUCAAUGAGUGCUGCUAGCAGACAGAUCUCCCCAGUGCCACCCAAAGAACCAAAACCACCUUCUCCCAAAGGAAGACAUGUCCGUGCUUCUACUGUACCAGGACCCUCCAUUACCGCUAAAGGCACAACUCAUCUGGAGGGCAUUAAAGAUCCUUUACAGAUGAUUCAGCUUGUGAGAGAGAACCCUAAGAUUGGGUUCUUGUAUCUCAGUCCUGCAGUGCCAAAAUCUUCUGUGGACUAUCAUUACUUCAACUUGAAAGUUGUAAGCCAUGAGAACAUCAACAAAGAUGAUUACUGCACCAUCAGCAUCAAGGGAGUCACUAGAAUGCGUGAUGAUGAUGAAACUGAGCAUGUACCACUGGACAGAUGGGAACAGGAGUACAGAUAUUUCCGCAAACUGAUAAAGAUCAGUGUUUUUGCCAAAUUCCGCAAGUGGAAAGCAUUCAGUGUAUGGAGAAAGAAUGUGCGAACCAAAAAGCUCUCAGACUGCAAGAAAGCACUGAAUGAAAAUCUCUUCAUAGUAAACCCAUCUUUGUGCCCUGCCCUCCUGAAUGUCCGAGAGAUGUGCUACAGGAUCAGUGACAUGGGCUUGUGUAAAGUGGAAAAGGGACAUACAUACAGUCUACAUGAGUUCAGAGAGGCUCAGUUUGCUCAGUUGAAUGAGGUUGCUGACCGGUUGGCAGAGUUUAGAGAGCUGGUGAAGGAAGUGGUCAGAAGUGCUUGCAGGACAGCUUUGCUGGAGGCAGGCUUUACACCAGAUGAUUACUUCUAUGAUGGCUCAGAGAGUCCUGGACUGGGUGAUGCCCCAGGCACAGCUUCCAGCUUUCAGAUGCAGAGUAACUAUGACAUGGAUAUCUAUGGUGAGGCUCCAGACAAGAUGACAUACACUGAGCAGGCUAACAAGAGGUCCCACUGCAAGCGCUUGACCUGCUUCAUUCGCUUGGCAGACUACCUUAUUGUAAACACCAUGCAUGUGUUAGCAGUGAACUCAGUGUCUACCAUGCUGAACUACCUGACAGAACAAUUACAGAAUACCCCUGCCUUGGCCCAGAUACAGAGCAUUGUGGAUGAGAUUGAGAGCAAGAGUAAAGUGAAGAAAGGAGAUGAGGACGAAGAUGAUGAAGAUGUUAAAGCCAAGGAGAAGGCUAAAGAGGAGGAAGCUAAGGCCAAAGCAGCAGCUGCAGCAGAUGAUGAAGAGGAGGCCAACAAGCUCCCUCCACUGUUCAUCACUGAGUUCAUUUUGGAGCCAAAUCAGCUGAACUUCACCCCAGAUGAAGAUGAGUUCCAGGAAGGCAUUGCUGAGGUCAUCAAGAAGUUCCAGGAUGCUGUCCUCAGUGUCAUGAACCUAGUGCCUGAUACUUACUUUGAUGCUUUUACACGGCCCAUAAUUAAUGGCAAGUUUGAGGAGAAGUCAUGUGGAGAGGGUCCCAGCCUCAUCAGCAUGUUUGAAGAUGACAAGCAUCUGCAGAGUAUUAUACAGAAUAUAAGGGAGGCCUUAACAGCAGCCUUCAAUGCUGCCCACCAGUAUGCAGACUGCUUUGAACCUCACAGAGAGUUCUACAAGGUGAAUGAGAGCACUGACCUAGAGGCAGUCAGGCAGGCUGAGCAUGAUGUGGCCUUCUUUGCCGAGACACUGGAGCGCUACCACAAGCAGCACCUGAUGGCAGAGGCCAUUCCUGUAAAGAGACCCAUUGGCAUGUUGUUGGUAGAUGCCAUCCAGAUGAAGGACCUGCUCAUCCCAUCACCACUCAGAUGUCUGGAUGUGAUCAAUGACCUACUGCCUGUGCUGGCCAGGAGUGAGGUAGACAGGCUGAUAGCUGAGCUCCAAGAUGCUCAGUUCAAGCUGGAGAUGGCACCAACCAGCACCAUAGAAUAUGUGGACAGUCUCAACUUCCUGGAUGAAAUACAGGAGAGGAUUGAUCCCUUGGAGAAAGAAGCCUUCAUAGUGAAGGAAAUGUAUGAACUGAUAGACAUGUUCAAAGUGCCCACUCCUCCAGAGGACUUUGCUGUGUAUCAGACUCUCAAUCCCUCCGUAACCAAUGUUAGGAAUGCUAUAGACAAGUCCUUGGCAGAAAGAGAUGCCAAUGUGGACAAGUUCUGCACUCACCUGGACAAGGACAUAGCUGAGCUGGCCAAGGAGGUGAAAGAAGUAAAGCAGGAGGCACAGAAUCCAGAAAUUUUGGAUCCAAGAGCUGAUCAAACAAAGAUCAACAACUUGCUGAAGAAGAUGUCUGUACGUUUGGAAGACUUACAGAAGAGAGCUUUCACAUACAAGUCAUAUCAGAAGAACUUUAAGGUGGAGGUGACCAAGUUUGAUGCCCUUGAGGAGACAGCAGCUGAGAUGAAACUGAAGAACAUGUUGUGGACAUCACUGGAUGAGUGGGAUGGACUGUUGAAGAACUGGACAGAGGCUCCCUUGGAUACACUGGACCCAGAGCAGUUAACUGCCAUUGUGGCCAAGUAUGGUAAAGCUGUCCAGCAGCUGGAGAAGGGUCUGCCACCUAAUGGGGUGGUGCCUACUCUGAAGGAGAGGGUAGAAAGCAUGAGAGAUAAGAUGCCUAUGAUAACAGACCUCAGAAACCCCAGCAUAAAGCCCCGUCACUGGGAGAAUAUUUACAAUAUAAUUGGGUAUACCUUCACCCCUGAGGACCCUAUGACUCUUGGUAAACUGGUGGAGCUGGAGGCUUUCCAGCACACUGAGGCUGUACAGGAGAUCUCAGGCCAGGCCAGCUCAGAAGCCAGCUUGGAGAGUAUCCUUAAAAAGGUUGAAGAUGCCUGGAAGUCCACAGAGUUCCCAGUUCUCCCACACAAGGACUCCAAGGAUGUGUUCAUUCUGGGAGGCACAGAUGAGAUCCAGGUGUUGCUGGAUGACAGUAAUAUCAAUAUCCAGACUAUAGCCAGCUCCAGGCAUGUGGGCCCCAUCAAACCAAAGGUGGAUGACUGGCUCAAACAGCUGGAUCUCUUCGGAAAGACUCUGGAUGAGUGGUUGAACAGUCAGAGAAACUGGCUGUACCUGGAAAGUAUCUUCAGUGCUCCAGACAUCCAGAGACAGCUGCCAGCUGAGUCCAAGAUGUUCAUGCAGGUAGACAAGUCAUACAAGGACAUCAUGAGGAAAGUAAACAAAGUCCCCCUGGCCAUGAGAGCUGCAACUCAACCAGGGUUGCUUGAGACCUUCCAGAACAAUAAUGCCUUGUUGGACCAGAUUCAAAAAUGUCUGGAAGCUUACUUAGAGUCAAAGAGAAAUAUCUUCCCAAGAUUCUACUUUUUGUCCAAUGAUGAGCUCCUUGAGAUCUUGGCCCAGACACGUAACCCACUGGCAGUACAGCCUCACUUGAGGAAGUGCUUUGAUGCCAUCUCUAAGCUGGAGUUUGCUGUGCAGUCAUCUGGGGAUGGCAAAAAUACACCUGACAAAGAUCAUGAUGGGCAGGGAGAGGCAGAGGUGCAGUUCACCAAUGACAUUCUGGCCAUGAUUUCACCUGAGGGAGAGAAAGUUGGACUUGGCAAGGGCCUGAAAGCUCGUGGAAAUGUUGAAGACUGGUUAGGCAAAGUGGAAGAAGCCAUGUUUAAUAAUUUGAGGAGAUUGGUCAAAGAGUCAAUUAAAGACUUCGAAGUGAGAACCAGAGAAGAGUGGGUGGCUUUGCAUGCAUCACAGGUGAUUCUGACCGUGUCCCAGAUGAUGUGGUGCACAGAUAUCACCAAUGUCCUCACCAGUGAUGAUGACAGGCUGGUAGGAAUGCAGAACUUUGAGAAGAAGAGUUUUGAUGACCUGAACAAACUUGCUGCCAUAGUGCGUCAAGAGAUCCCAAAGCUAGUGAGAGCCACUCUGUGUGCCCUGAUCACACUGGAUGUCCAUGCCAGAGAUAUGGUCACAGAGAUGGUCAAAGUCAAGGUUGACAGUGUAAACAGUUUUGAAUGGCAGAAGCAGCUGCGUUACUACUGGGACUAUGAGAUUGAUAACUGUGCAGUUCGCAUGUCCAACUCCCUGUACAUCUAUGGCUAUGAAUACCUUGGUGCAUCUCCCAGGCUUGUGAUCACACCACUCACUGAUCGUUGCUACUUGUGUUUGAUGGGUGCCCUGCAGUUGGAUCUUGGAGGAGCCCCCGCUGGUCCUGCUGGCACAGGCAAGACUGAGACCACCAAAGAUCUGGCCAAGUCUCUGGCCAAACAGUGCGUGGUGUUCAACUGCUCAGAUGGUCUGGACUACAAGAUGAUGGGACGUUUCUUCUCUGGCCUCGCCCAGUCUGGUGCCUGGUGUUGUUUUGAUGAGUUCAACCGUAUUGAUAUUGAGGUGUUGUCUGUGAUUGCACAGCAGCUCAUCACUAUCAGGAAUGCCAAAGCUGCUAAGGUUUCUCGCUUCAUGUUUGAGGGGCGUGAGAUCCGACUGAUCCCCACUUGUGCUGCCUUCAUCACCAUGAACCCUGGAUAUGCAGGGCGCACAGAGUUGCCAGACAACCUGAAAGCUCUGUUCAGACCCAUCGCUAUGAUGGUGCCUGAUUACCGUCUUAUUGCUGAAGUAAUCCUGUAUUCUGAGGGUUUUGAAGACUCCAAGAACCUUGCCCAGAAGAUGACCCAGAUGUACAAGCUGUGCAGUGAGCAGCUGUCCCAACAGGAUCACUAUGACUUUGGCAUGAGAGCUGUGAAGUCUGUGCUGGUAAUGGCAGGAGCCCUGAAGAGAGAGAAUCCAGAUAAGUCUGAAGACGUGGUACUGAUCAGAGCUCUCAGGGACAGUAACCUGCCCAAAUUCUUAGUGGAUGAUGCUGGACUUUUCCAGGCCAUUCUCCAAGAUUUGUUCCCUGGAGUGACAAUCCCAGAACAUGACUAUGGAAGAUUGCAGGAAGAAAUCCUCUCAGUGAUGGUUUCUAAGAAAUUGCAGCCAGAGAUGUGCAUUGUGAAGAAGGUGAUCCAGCUCUAUGAGACCAUGAUAGUGCGACACGGUGUCAUGUUGGUGGGACCAACAGGAGGUGGAAAAACUACCUCAUACGAGAUAUUGGCUGAUGUUCUGAAGAACCUUCAUGCAGAAGGGCUGAACAAAGACAACCCCUUCUUCCAGCCAGUGAAGACCUAUGUCCUGAACCCCAAGUCUAUAACUAUGGAGGAGUUGUAUGGUGGUAUUAACAAGCUCACCAUGGAGUGGCAUGAUGGACUCAUGGCUCUUACCGUCAGGACAGGAGUACAGGACACCUCAGAGGAUCAUCAGUGGGUGGUGUGUGAUGGCCCAGUGGAUGCUCUCUGGAUUGAGAACAUGAACACUGUAUUAGACGACAACAAGAUGUUGUGUCUGGCCAACAGUGAGAGGAUCAAACUGACUCCAUACAUGCACAUGGUGUUUGAGGUCCAAGAUUUAGCAGUUGCAUCACCAGCUACUGUCAGUCGUUGUGGUAUGGUGUAUGUUGACCCUGGAGAGUUAAGAUGGCUGCCCUAUGUUAAGACAUGGAUGGACAGUGUAAAGGAUCACUUCCGAGAAGAGACAGUAGAGUACCUCAUGGAGCUUUUCAACAAAUAUGUAGAUGAUGGACUGAAAUUUAUUCAAAAGAAAUGCACUCAGGCUAUCAACCAGGUGGAAAUCAGCAAAGUGACCAGCUUGUGUAAGCUAUUGGAGUCCCUGCUGUGUACUAGAGGAGGUCCUGACCUCAGACAGGACCCUGGCAAGCUUCAUCCUCUCAUUGCCACAAGCUUUGUGUUCAGCUAUCUCUGGUCCAUUGGUGGCAACAUCAUCGAUGCCAACUGGGAUGCUUUUGACACAUUCGUCAGGACACAGUUUGAGGACUGUGGGGAAGCCAAGUUGCCACAAAAUGGGGACCUGUGGAGUUCCUAUGUAGACUUUGAGACCCGUCGUAUGGACCUGUGGGAGCGUAUUGUUCCUGCCUUCAAGUACAACAAGGAAGUUCCAUUCUUUGAAAUGCUGGUCCCAACCGUGGAUACAGUCAGGUUUGGAUACCUGAUGGAAAAAAUGCUCAAAGUCAACCACUCUGUGCUUUUCACUGGCUCUACUGGUGUGGGCAAAUCUGUGAUUGCCAGAGGUCACAUGACCAAUAUAGCAGACAGACAGGGUUAUGUCCCCAUCUUCAUCAACUUCUCUGCCCAGACCAGUAGCAACAGAACACAGGAGAUGAUUGAAGGCAAACUGGAAAAGAAGAGGAAGACAAUUCUGGGUGCACCAAAAGAUAAACGUGUAGUAAUCUUUGUUGACGACUUGAACAUGCCAAAGCUGGACACAUAUGGCUCUCAGCCCCCCAUUGAACUGCUGCGCCAGUACCAGGACUUCCAUGGCUUCUAUGAGAGAGAAAAACUUUACUGGAUUCAAAUUCAGGACGUGAUAAUCUGUGCAGCGUGUGCACCACCAGGAGGAGGACGUAACCCUGUGACACCACGUUUCAUACGUCACUUCAGCAUGUUCACCAUUCCCACACCUGCUGAACACACACUCAAGCACAUGUUUAAGGCCAUUCUGACAGGAUUCUUGUCUGACUUCCCAGCAGCUGUGAAGCAGUGUGCUGAGGGUAUAGUAGGAGCUGCUGUGGAGAUCUAUAACCGUAUGAGUACUGAUCUCCUGCCUACACCAGCCAAGUCACACUACAUCUUCAACCUUAGGGACUUGUCCAAGUGUAUCCAGGGUAUUCUCCAAGCUGAUGUUGGUGUCAUUCGUGAUAACAACCAGAUCUUCAGACUGUUCUGUCAUGAGGCUAUGCGUGUCUUCCAUGACAGGUUGAUCAACAAUGAGGACAAGAGCUACUUCUAUACCAUUAUGGCUGAGAUGGCAUCAAAACAUUUUGGCCAGAAUGUGGACCCAGACUCUUUCACAACACAUCCCAUCAUCUUUGGAGACUUCAUAAAAGUUGGAGCAGAAAAAGCUGACAGAGUGUAUGAAGAGCUCAGUAACAUUGACAAGAUCCGCAGUGUGCUCACAGAUUAUUUAGAUGACUACAACAUGAGCAGCUCUAAGGAAAUGAAGCUGGUGUUUUUCUUGGAUGCCAUUGAACAUGUGUCAAGAAUUGCCCGUAUGAUUCGUCAGGAAAGAGGCAAUGCUUUGUUGGUAGGAGUGGGAGGCACUGGGAAACAGUCUCUGACAAGGUUGGCCUCCCACAUGUGUGGUUAUCAGUGCUUCCAAAUUGAGCUGUCCAGAGGCUACGGCUAUGAUGCAUUCCAUGAAGACUUGAAGAAAUUAUAUGAUCUGGCUGGCAGUCAAAACCAAGACACGGUGUUCUUGUUCACGGACACUCAGAUUGUUGUUGAAGAAUUCCUGGAGGACAUCAACAACAUCCUAAACUCUGGUGAAGUUCCCAACUUGUUUGAAUCAGAUGAAUUGGAAAGGUUGAUCAUUGCCUGUCGACCUGGAGCAAAGGAAGCUGGGAUACCUGAGGGCAACAGAGAUGCCAUCUAUGAAUUUGCUAUCAAUAGAGUCAGGAACAACCUUCACAUUGUAUUGUGUAUGAGUCCCGUGGGCAAUGCUUUCCGUUCUCGUUGCCGUAUGUUCCCAUCCCUGGUGAACUGCUGUACUAUAGAUUGGUUUAUUGAGUGGCCCAGGGAAGCUCUGCUUGGAGUGUCUAACUCAUUCUUUGCUAAUGUUGACCUUGGCAGAGAUGAUCUUAAGCAAAAAGUUGCUGAGAUGUGCUGUGAAAUCCACACCAGUGUGAGUGAAAUGUCUGAGAGGUUUUACACAGAGUUAAAGAGGCGCUACUACACCACACCUACCAGUUACCUGGAGCUUAUCAAUCUCUAUAUGAGCAUGCUGGGAGAAAAGAAAAAGCAACUGGUGACUGCUCGUGACCGUGUUAAGAAUGGUUUGAUCAAGAUUCUGGAGACCAAUGAACUGGUGGACAAAAUGCAGGUGGAACUGGUGGCUUUGGAGCCUGAGCUGAAGAAGAAAUCUGUGGAGACAGAUGCUCUCAUGGAGAGACUGGUGGUGGAUCAGGAGAAAGCUGAUGCUGUGAGAAAAGUAGUCAUGGAAGAUGAAGCUGUAGCCAAGGUGAAAGCUGAGGAGACUAAAGCCAUUGCUGAUGAUGCGCAGAAAGAUCUGGAUGAAGCUUUACCUGCACUUAGUGCAGCAACUAAAGCUUUGGAUGCUCUGGAUAAGAAUGACAUCUCUGAGGUGCGUGUGUUCACCAAGCCCCCAGAGCUGGUACAGACUGUCAUGGAAGCCGUGUGUAUUUUACUGGGACAGAAAACUGACUGGGCAUCUGCUAAAGCUGUUCUUGGUGACUCUCAGUUUUUAAAGAAAUUGGUCGACUAUGAUAAAGACAACAUUCCAGACUCCAUGUUGAAAAAAUUGAAGAAAUAUAUCGAAAAUCCCAAAUUCAAUCCAGAGACAGUUGAGAAAGUAUCAAAGGCCUGCAAAUCACUGUGUAUGUGGGUGAAUGCCAUGGAUUUGUAUGCCAGAGUCUACAGAACUGUGGAGCCUAAGAGACAAAAGCUAGCAGCUGCAGAGUCAGAACUAGAGGCAGUGAUGAGCACACUGAGGGAGAAACAGAGCAAGCUGGCAGCUGUGGAGGAGAAGAUUGCCACCCUGCAGAAAAGCUAUGAUGACAGCAUCAAUGAGAAGAGAACCCUGGAGAAGAAACUUGCCCAGACUGCAGGGCGCUUGAAGCGUGCAUCUAAGCUGACUACAGCUCUGGGAGAUGAGAAAGAUAGAUGGGAGAUGAAUGUUGCUGAUUUUGAGGUGCAGAUUGGCAAUGUGAUAGGUGAUGUAUUUGUGGCUGCAGCCUGUGUGGCAUACUAUGGCGCCUUCACUAGUGUCUACAGACAAGAACUGGUCUCUAGUUGGAUAGAACACUGCAAAUCACUGGACAUUCCUAUCACAGAUGGCAUGACACUAGCCAGUGUCCUUGCUGACCCCUUUGAAAUCCGACAAUGGAACACGGAUGGUUUGCCCAGAGAUCAGGUGUCCACUGAGAACGCCAUCUUAGUGACCCGUGGUAGAAGAUGGCCACUGAUGAUUGACCCCCAGGAGCAGGCAAACAGAUGGGUCAGGAAUAGAGAGGCCAGGAAUGGCCUGAAAGUGGUCAAGCUGACCGAUGGGACCUUCCUCAGAACCCUAGAGAACUGUAUCCGUAUUGGUAUGCCUGUGUUGAUGGAGGAUGUUGGAGAAACUUUGGAUCCUGCCUUGGAACCUGUUCUGCUGAAACAAACUUUCAUACAGGGAGGUCGUCUGCUUAUUCGCCUUGGAGACAGUGACAUUGAUUAUGACAGAAAUUUCCGCUUCUAUAUGACCACUAAGAUGUCCAAUCCUCUCUACUUGCCAGAGGUCUGCAUCAAGGUGACAAUCAUCAACUUUACUGUCACCAAAUCUGGACUUGAGGACCAGCUGCUGGGAGAGGUUGUGAGCUUGGAAAGACCAGACCUUGAGGAGCAGAGAAAUCAACUGAUUGUCAGAAUCAAUGCCGACAAGAACCAACUGAAACAAAUAGAAGACAGAAUUUUAAAGCUGCUCUUUGAGUCGGAGGGCAAUAUAUUAGACAAUGAGGAGUUGAUCAACACUCUUAAUGAGUCCAAGGUGACAUCUGGGGUGAUCACUCAGCGUCUGGCUGAGGCUGAGAAAACUGAGGAGAAAAUCACCAUUGCCAGAGAGAAAUACAGGAGUGUAGCCACCAGGGGCUCUGUCAUGUACUUUGUGGUGGCAGACAUGGGGGAGGUGGAUCCCAUGUACCAGUUUUCAUUGAAGUACUUCAAACAGCUCUUCAACAUGACCAUCCAAAACAGUGAGAAGAGUGAUGAUCUGAGUGUUAGGUUACAAAUUUUGCUGGACUCAACUACCAGGGUGGUCUAUGAAAAUGUGGCCAGAGGUUUAUUUGAGAAGGACAAACUGGUGUUUUCCUUCAUGUUGUGUGGAGAGAUCAUGCGUGAGAGAGGAGAGAUUACACCAGAGGAGUGGAACUUCUUUCUCAGAGGGGCAGCAGGAAUGGACAAGCAACGUCCACCAAAACCUGAUGUGGACUGGAUCCACCAAGGCACCUGGAACACCCUGUGUGACCUCAGUGACACUCUGCCAGUGUUCAGUGGUAUACAUAAUGAUAUCAUGGCCACACCUGUCUUUGUGGAGAUGGGAGAUCUCAGGGUGAGUUGUAAUCCUGACACUUGGCCCACCUAUGGCCCGCUGCCCCCAGAGCCAACACCCUUGAAAGAGGGAGAAGAACCACCAAAGGAUGAUGGCAAAACUAAAGGGCACUGGAACAUGAGACUGACUAGCUUCCAGAAACUUGUUGCUAUUAAGUGUUUUGCUGAAGAGAAGGUCAUGCUGAGCAUCACAAACUUUGUCCGCCAGAACCUUGGACAGUCCUUUGUUGAAAGUCCAUCUGUUGACCUGGCCACUCUGUAUGAGAACAUGACCAGAGUGACCCCCCUGGUGUUUGUGCUCAGCACUGGUUCUGACCCCAUGGGGGCCUUCUUAAGAUUUGCCAGGGAGAGAGGAUACACUGACAAAAUUCAGGCCAUUUCCCUGGGGCAAGGUCAAGGUCCAGUGGCUGAAAAGUUGAUUGCAGAAUCUAUCAAGAAUGGAGACUGGGUCUUCUUACAGAAUUGUCACUUGGCAGCCUCCUGGAUGUUGUCCCUGGAGAAUAUAGUUAAGGGGCAACAGGAGGCCCCAGAUGAUAUCCACGAGGAUUUCCGCCUGUACCUCAGCUCCAUGCCCUCAAAACACUUCCCUGUCUCUGUGCUGCAGAACAGUGUCAAGGUCACCAAUGAGCCCCCCAAGGGACUUAGGGCGAAUAUCAAGAGAGCAUUUACUGAAAUAACACCACAGUUCUUUGAGGAACACAUUCUUGGUCUUGAAUGGAGGAAGAUUGUGUUUGGAAUAUGCUUCUUCCAUGCCAUUAUCCAAGAGAGGAAGAAAUUUGGUCCCUUGGGUUGGAACAUCAAGUAUGAAUUCAGUGACAGUGAUCGUGAGUGUGCUCUCCUCAAUCUGCAGAUGUUCUGUGCUGAUGGAGAGAUCCCAUGGGACACACUCAUUUAUAUUACUGGAGAGAUCACUUAUGGUGGACGUGUCACAGAUGGCAUUGAUCAAAGAUGUCUGAGAACCGUGCUGAAGAGGUUCUUUGCUCCUGUAUCUCUAGAGAAAGGAUACAAAUAUUCAGAAUCUGGUAUCUACUAUUCUCCUGACGCUGAUUUAUUGAAUGACUACAGACAAUACAUAGAGGAGUUACCCCUGAUUGAUGAACCAGAAAUAUUUGGCAUGCACAUUAAUGCUAAUAUUGCUUUCCAACGUCAAGAAACCAACUCCCUCAUUGGCACAAUUCUGGAUGUUCAGCCCCGUCUUGGUGGAGGCAGUGGUGGCAAGUCUAAUGAUGACAUAGUGUAUGAACUGGCUGAGAGCAUUCUGGGCAAGAUUGUGGAAAAUAUUGAGAUGGAGAAUGCGAGACAAGAUAUGUUUGAUGCUGAUGCAAAGGGACGGUUAAAUUCACUGACCACAGUGCUGACACAAGAGGUGGACAGGUUCAACAAAUUGCUCAAAGUUAUUAAGAAUUCCCUGAGACAGCUACUCAAAGCCAUCAAGGGUUUUGUUGUAAUGAGUGAGGAGUUGGAGCAGAUCUAUAAUGCUUUUCUGAACAACCAAGUGCCCCGUCUGUGGGAGAAUGCUGCCUACCCCUCCCUGAAGCCACUGGGCAGCUGGGUCAAGGAUCUGGUCUUGAGGUGUGAGUUCAUCCAGCACUGGGUCAUCCAUGGUCAGCCCAAGUCAUUCUGGUUGUCAGGAUUCUUUUUCCCUCAAGGUUUCUUGACCGGUACCCUGCAGAACCAUGCCAGGAAGUAUGACCUGCCCAUUGACCACUUGACCUUUGAGUUCAUCACCAUUCCCUUCUUCCGUGACCAAGCUGAUGUCUCAGAGGCCAUGAAAACACUCAAGUUUGGAGAGGAAUUAGAAAUGGAUAAGGAGAUCCCUGCACCAGAAGAUGGUGUCCUUGUCCAUGGGCUGUUUAUGGACGGUUUCCGUUGGAACAUGGAGGAGAUGAGAGUGGAGAGCUCACUGCAGGGUGUGAUGAAUGAGCCACUAGUGAUGCUCCACAUGAAACCCAUGAUGGACUUUGUUCCUGACCCUGCUGAUUACAUAGCACCCCUGUAUAAGACUGGACUAAGAGCUGGAGUUCUUUCCACUACUGGCAUGUCCACCAAUUUUGUGGUAUUUGUUCACUUGCCAUCUGCCGUGCCUCAGGACUACUGGAUUGCCAUGGGAGCAGCAUUGCUGUGUCAGCUCAAUGAAUAGAAAAUAUGUACAUUCCAGCCAAGAUGAGAUCAAGUUAUUGACAAAUAUGGAGAAGAAAGUAUUUUGUGAGAGACAUUUUAUUACAAUGACAUACACUGAUGAAAGUAAAACUUCAGAUUGUUCAGAGAAAUUACACUUACCAGAUCUGAACUUGAGGGCUAUAAGCCAAACAAAGGGAAAAAAAUUAAUGAUCUAUAAGCAACCACAUCUUAUGUAAAUAUGUAUAUAUAUAUAUUCUGCCAUGUCAUAUGUAUUAAGAAAUAUAGUGUACUGGGUUUUUGACAUUUACCAAAAUACACCAAAACACAGGUAUUUUGAGUUGUGAGUUUGAAAAUGUAGCACACACUGACAAUAACAAAUGUAUAUUUUUAGGUUGUGCAUAAUUUAAAACCGUCCAAUGCUGCCAAUGCACUGUUUUACUUGAAUAUUGUGUGUUUACUAUAUUACAUGCAAGAGAACCCGUCCUUUUCUAUACCCUUAUUUCAUUGUCUCUUUUGAGCACCAUAUGUUAUUAUAUUUAAUUCUGUAAACCCUAAGGAUUUGU